CAUCUGUGGAGGCGCGCGUGCAUCUAGUGCCGUGAAAACGAAAGUGACAUUUGGCGAACUUCUUCGACCAGACUGGGAAUCUGUGCUUGUGUUAUCGGAACAGUGAUUGGUAGCGCCCUCUGUUAUCCUGAAACUGUUUCUUCAUCCUUACAUCUCUGAAAGCUCACCUGAAAAGGUUUUCAUAUCUCAGGCCAAUACCAAAUUUAUGCCACCAAAAAACUAUUACGCCGCUGACUGACCGGACUCCGAUCAUGAAGAGGACCAGGCUUCUGUUGGCGCUUGCUGCGCUCCUAUGUCGGGAAGCAUCAUGCGAGCCACCAGUGGAUUCAGCCUCAUUGCCCUUGGAACACCGCGGUGGCGCGUACGGACCACCGCUGCCGCCUGCCCACACAGAUGAUCCCUGGCCUUUGACAACUCCUGACAGUCCAAAAAUAAAACAUCUCCAAGUACAAUGUGAAAAAACUCAUAUGCGUGUCAAUAUAGAAUUCGAUAGACCGUUCUACGGAAUGAUAUUCUCCAAAGGAUUUUACAGUGAUCCACAUUGUAUGCACAUGAAACCAGGAACCGGUCACUUGAGCGCAACAUUUGAAAUAUUCCUUAACAGCUGUGGCAUGUCUAGUUCUGCUAACCAUAAUGUCGCUACAUACGGCAGUCCCACUCCUAGUGGAUCGUAUGUUGAAAACACAAUUAUUGUUCAAUACGAUCCUUACGUUCAGGAAGUUUGGGACCAGGCGAGAAAAUUGAGAUGCACAUGGUACGACUUUUACGAAAAAGCUGUUACUUUUAGACCGUUCCAAGUAGACAUGUUACACGCAGUCACGGCAAACUUUCUCGGUGACAACUUGCAGUGUUGGAUGCAGAUCCAAGUUGGAAAAGGACCUUGGGCUUCAGAAGUAUCUGGGAUAGUCAAAAUAGGACAAACCAUGACGAUGGUAUUGGCGAUUAAGGACGACGAAAACAAAUUUGAUAUGCUUGUAAGAAACUGUGUAGCCCAUGAUGGUAAGAGAGCCCCGAUACAACUAGUCGAUCAGUAUGGAUGCGUAGUCAGGCCUAAGAUUAUGAGCAAAUUUCAAAAGAUAAAGAACUUCGGGCCAUCAGCAUCAGUUGUUUCAUUCGCAUAUUUCCAAGCAUUCAAAUUCCCUGACUCAAUGAAUGUCCACUUCCAAUGCGUUAUUCAAGUUUGUAGAUAUAACUGCCCUGAGCCUAAGUGUGGUGGUCUUGGUGCCGAUUAUGGAGUGCCUUUAUUAGGUGGAAAUUCCUUAGGACCUGGAGAUUAUGGUUUAUCUAACUCUCCUCAUGGUGAAUAUGGUCCACCUCCAGGCCCGCAUUCUGAAUAUGGAGUACCGCCAGCUUUCCCCGAUCCUAGACAUCCUGCUGAUUCAUCUGGAGCAUAUUCUGAAAAACGAGAUGACUCAGUACCACCGCCACAAGUUCAAGUCUCAUCAACUCCAAAUGCACCGAGUCCAUCGUCCCCUGCCCCAACACGUGACGAAGAUGAUGUGAACCUACCUCCUCCACCUCCACCAGGCAGGCGUGGAGUAUACAACACCGUGAAAAGAAAAGAUGAGGGCCAUGGCAACCUUGCAACGCUUGGAGGUCGUCCACGAUCCGUAGAAGACUUGCCAGAAACUUUGGUUGGAGUACGAAGAAGAAGAGAAACAUCAACACCUGCUCGAAUAUACAAAAGAGACGCUCAAGAAAUGACUGACGUAAACACGAGUCGUAUUAUUCAAGUUGUCGCUCCAGGAGAUGUCAACUUCGCUUUGAAUAAUGCUGCGACAAACGAAACAGUCGUAAUACAAUCCCCAGCUACAGAUCCGGAAACGAUAUGUAUGUCCGUCCCAUCUUUUGUAGCUGGUCUGGUUAUGUUAUUGUUGGUUUUGGUGGUAGCGUCGUUAGUAGCCGCAUUUCUAUUCGUUCGUGUCCGGGCGCUCGACAGAAAGGGUACCCACGGUGCUACAGCUUAUUUUGAAACGGAUUACGUAAAACAUACGAAUUAGUGGAGGCGUCUUAGUGCGAAUGUGACGGGUGGACGUUGAAUGAACUCUUCUCAGAUCCAAAGAGCGAGCGAGUAUCGGUCUCGGCUGUCGGGCAAACGUUGUCGCUGUUGUGAGCGUAUCUCGAUGACUUGUGACGUAUUUAUAUAAGCUAUUUAAUGUGUGUGAUGUAAAAUGUUCGACUGCUUUUUGUAAAUUAUUUUAUUCGUGUGUGAAACCUGCGCCUUUUAUAGUCGUUUAAUAUGUCUAUUGUAAUUUUGUAAAGAGUUGUAAGUAAGAAAAAUUAGACUAAGUUGUACUUAUACCAAUUAAAGUGUCGUGUGAGAUGGUUGUAA
Leptidea sinapis is the source of this 2332-nucleotide messenger RNA. RefSeq names its product cuticlin-4 (gene dyl). The record is from RefSeq and is a predicted model, not a curated record. NCBI's taxonomy places the organism in Eukaryota, Metazoa, Arthropoda, Insecta, Lepidoptera, Pieridae. The transcript has 4 exons. The coding region runs from base 252 to 2000 and encodes 582 amino acids.